CCGCAAUAUUUUUACCACUGGAGUUUUUAGGAGACACUCGCGGAUACCAUGUAGGCAUGCACACGCAGCUGAUUUGGCAUUUUACACUGCAACUAACAGUCUGAAGUGAUAUUUUACACGGAUUGGCUGCAAAAACUCGUCGCGUGCCUCUCCUGGUGCCAUAAAAUAUGUCGACAGCCUUCUCCUUCCAGGCACAGCUCGUGUCCAUCAUGGACGCGUUAUCCAAAACAGCUGUGUUGGAAAUAAGCAAAUUGGUCGAGAUCGAGUCCAAGAUGCUGAAGAUAGAGAUCACCCGAGGGCGCAACGAGAUCGCGUCGCUGACGGAGAAACUGCAGCUGAUGGAGAAACUGCUUUGUUUGGCUCAGGGGGGCAGACAGGACGCGGCAGCUGCGCCGUGCACGGUGGCCAAGGACGCACCACAACACAGAGGAUCCGAGCCCGAGAGGACCAGACCUGUCAUUAAAAGCGAAACUCCGUGGGAAAAUGCAAGUUUCUCCACUGAGCUGAGCAGUUUGCAUCCAUGUGAAGAGCCAUCUGCAGCUGAACCGCCAAAUCCACCACCCAAAGAUCAGCCUGCUGUGAUAGUGGUGAAAGAGGAGCCACCAGAAGUCGACGACGCAAAUUCUGAAACGGACAGGACAUGUAAAAAUAGACGGGAAGCUGUCGUCGACAGUCGGAAGUGUGCAGAUGUGUUGCAGCUUCCCAAGCCCACCGCGGAACGCCAGCAGCCAUUGUUCACGAACAACUUUGUGAGCGGCUGCACCUCGUCUCCUCUCUCUGAACAAGGGAGGAGAGAACCCCACUGGAAUCCACAGCUUGCACCUGCACAUGCAAACCUCGAGGCGGGGAAGAGCAUUGUGCAACACGUGGCCUCCCAGAGCCUGACUGUGCUCCGGAACAUGAAGCUUCAUAACUUGAAGAAUUCAGCUGCUAAAAGAUUUGGCUGCCUGCAAUGUGGAAAAAGCUUCAGAUGUUUUAGCCAACUUGAAAUACACCAGAGAAGUCACACGGGUGAGAAGCCUUUCAGAUGCACGCUGUGCGGAAAGCGAUACGCUCAGAAAGGACACUUGUACACCCACCAGCGCACACACACAGGGGAGAAGCCAUAUCGAUGCCCUAUUUGCGGAAAGGGCUUCAUUCAAAAAUGCACUCUUGAUAUGCAUCAACGUACACACACUGGAGAGAAACCUUUUGUUUGUGUCAAAUGUGGCAAAGGAUUUACAAAGAACUGUAAUCUAAAGAAGCAUCUCACUGUACAUCUGGAUCCUAAUUUGGAUAUAUAUAGUAGUGAAAGCAGUGCAUCAACAUUUAGUGGGACAUUUGUCAGUGGAACCACUUGGAGCGGCGCUGGCAAAAAAUACGGGAUCAUCACAAAAAAAUUUGAGACAUCGAGCUUGCACGACGGUAUGAUGUGCGACACCCCGAAUCGAAGUUUCCGGGCGCAGCUGGCCGCGAUCCUCGACAAGCUGACCAAGGUGGCGCUGAUUGAGAUCGGCAACCUGGCCGACGAGUGCUCGUCCGUCCUUCACACCGAGAUGUCGCUGCACAGGACGGAGAACGAGGCGCUGAAGAAGCGGUGCUACUCGCUGGAGGUGCAGCUGCGGGCGGCGAGGGAGGCGCAGAGCUACCCUCCACAUGUCAACAGCGGCGUCAGCCGGCGGCUGCCUGCAGAGCCGCACCAUCCACCUCCAGCCAUCGAUGGAGUUUUUGGAAAGGACUGGUGUAUCGAUCUGUGGAGAGAAGAGAAGCAUCACUCUCAAAGGACAGAGCCAGUGGAGCCUGCCAUGACGAGCAUGGGAGCACCGCCACUCGGUAUGAUGGAAAGAGAUCCCGAUCUCAUCUUUGUCAAGGAAGAGACUUACGAUGAUCAUCCGAUCGGCCCACAGAUACGACUCAACGAUCACAGAAAAGUUGUCGGGAUGUUCGAAGAGGACAGCAUGCUUCAGAGAUCCGUCGACGAGCUGCAGCUUCACUCAGGGGAGUUGAACCAGUUCCCCAUGACGUCCGACAGUCAGAUGCAGCCGCGCCCGCAGCCGACCAUCAUGGACAAGCUGAUCGACGACGCGACGCUGAAUACUCUCGUCGACAACACGAACCCCACCCUAGCCGCGGCAGAGUACUCCAACUACACGAACAGCAGCCACAUGAAUGCAACCAAAGAGUCCCCCUUUCAGCCCAAACCCGCCAAGCCGGCAAAGCAGUUCGAGUGCCUGUUCUGCGGGAAAGUGUUCAACUACCUGAGCAGCCUGAAGGUCCACAUCCGACGGCACUCCGGCGAGAAGCCGUUCAGCUGCUCGGUGUGCGGCAAGCGCUUCGCCCAGAAGACGUACCUGAAGCUGCACCAGCGCGUGCACUCGGGAGAAAAGCCGUACAGCUGCCCGGACUGCGGCAAAAGUUUCUCCCAGAAAAGCUCCCUCAACAUACACCUCCGAACGCACACCGGGGAGAAGCCCUACAGCUGCGUGGAUUGCGGGAAAUGUUAUGCAUACAAGUACGGCUUGAAUCAUCAUCAGUGUUUCCACUGAUGGAGUGAACCAGAAGCGCUGAUCUUGUGCCAAUAUGUCCACAGUAGAGAUCAAAAUGAGGAAACGUUAACCAUAUAGGAUAUUUUUUUUCAUAUAAAUAGUGACCUUGAUCACACAGUUGGAAGCUGUUGUUGAAGCACCAUUCUACAAGUAUUGGAUUAAAAAAAAAUUGCUUUUAUACUGUGAGGAAUAUGGUUAGAAUUUAAGAUGGUGAAACUUACUGGCUGAUUGAAAAGACUGGAGAAAGUGCGGAAUUUAUUCAAACAUCCCCGAUUUGUUCCACUCCUCUGUUUUGAGCUGAUUCCAAAUAAUUUCAGAUUGUAAGUUUCUCAUUAAUAGACUUGAUGAAGUCCCGAUCAAUACUCAGUUUGCUGCAGACGGCUACCUCAGUGUUUCAGUGUUCCGAGCUUUAGGGAAGUGCUUUAAGGGACUUCACAAGCACGUUUGGUCUUUCAUGAAAGUUUUCUGUGUGAUUGAGGGCGUUUUCACAUGGACGGAAGCACAUGUUGAUAAAGAGAGUUCCAGCCAUCAUCUGCACCUUCCCAUGCGGCUGUGCAUGUGAUUCAAUUCAGACACGGGUUUUAGCAACCUUAGCGUUUGUUCUACUGGUGGAAAAACUUUAUAAUUCUGUUUCUACUGUAACCGGUUGUUUUCCAAGUGGGUCAUCCAUCAGAUUUUGCCUUAAGAGUUUUUAUUUCAGUUAAAUGUUGAAAAUCCAAAAUUGUUACAAUAUCAAAACUGUUCUGAUUAGAAUACAUUCAAACUAGCAUAAGCUGUGACUUCAAAAAUUUAGAAGGACAUAACUUCUCUGCUUGUGAUCUCUACUGUGUGUAAACCUCAAACCUGGAUUCAAGACGAUUGUAGCAGUAACACGCAAGGUUGUGAGCCAUCUCAAGAAAGGUGCUCCCAAUCCCUGGGAUUUUAAAUGAUCUUGUUUAACCUCAUAUACGCUUGAUAAUUAGGCCUUGAUGACCUGAUGUUGCUGUUUACAUAAUUUUAGGUUGCGCAAAAUAUGUUCAUGUCUUUUGGUUCGAUAUUAUUAUUUUCUGACUUCGUUACAACAGUGAAAUUUAAGGAAAUGUAUUUCCGAGCUGUUUUUUUUUUUUUUUUUUUCAAAAUUCCCUUUCAUAAUGUUACGUCAUAACUGUUACUGUAAACAUGUUUAUUUUUUCAUUCACUUGAGCCUUUUGAGGAAACAUGUGGCUGGUGAGCCAUGGCUUGCAUUGCCAAAAAAAUGAAACAUUUGCCAAGCAAGAAAUGUCCCUGAUAAGAAAUUACCGUUGAUCAGGCAAAACACAACUGAUGAUCCAACCUAUUAGAUCUUCCUCUGUUUCAUCAUUGCACAUGUAAGUUGCAAAAUCAUAAAUCUUUCAGGCUUGUUUUAUGAAUGCCAAAACAGAAACUGUGGGAAGUUGCUCCAGGGUUUGCACACAUGUAGCAUAAACCUUCAAACUACCUCUUUGCAGCAAAGGAGGGAUGAAACUGCUCGUUGCUCCUGCGUCACUACUGCGUGAUAGAUCUCAUACCAUACCUCAUUUCUUUAAACUGGGCAGAGUUCUGUCUUUUUCAGCAAAGUGGCUAUAAAAAUGUUCAGUAUUGGUCAUAUAUUAUACAGAUGUUUUCCAGAAAUGAUUCUAGUCACUGUCACUAGGGUCACUGUGAAUAUAUUUUUCUUUGGAGGUUCAUAAUUGUAGACAUUGUAUUUUCAGUAUGCAGUAAAUCCAAAGUUGUUUUUUGCUUUUUAAUAUCACUAUAUUUUUUAAUGAACUGCCUGCAAUGAUCACUCUGACCCUGCUGAGUGAAUUAUCUCUGUCCAAACCAGGAACCUGCUGUUAU
Molecule: messenger RNA, 4361 nt
Organism: Salarias fasciatus (jewelled blenny)
Lineage: Eukaryota; Metazoa; Chordata; Actinopteri; Blenniiformes; Blenniidae
Product: zinc finger protein Xfin-like
Exons: 8
Coding region: 168-2525 (785 amino acids)
Biological process (GO): regulation of transcription by RNA polymerase II
Molecular function (GO): DNA-binding transcription factor activity, RNA polymerase II-specific; RNA polymerase II cis-regulatory region sequence-specific DNA binding
Source: RefSeq, a predicted model, not a curated record